This is a messenger RNA of Rosa rugosa (rugosa rose), 3135 nucleotides long. RefSeq lists its product as uncharacterized. The record is from RefSeq and is a predicted model, not a curated record. The transcript is spliced from 20 exons. Lineage: Eukaryota; Viridiplantae; Streptophyta; Magnoliopsida; Rosales; Rosaceae. The coding region runs from base 378 to 2876 and encodes 832 amino acids.
CCUGCCUUUUCUUCUUCUUCAUAUCUCCAUGUUCAAUCUGAACCGCAAAACCACUCCACGCUACUUCGCUUUCGCCCUUCUUCUUCUAUACGUAUCGUCAUCGCCGCCGUCCUCAUCAUCAUCACCGCCGCCGUCACUAUCUCUCCGGAUCAGAAAACCAAGCCUCCGAGUGGUACCGAAUCACUGAGUCGGUGCUCUUCAAGCAGUUUCUAAUUUCACAGGUUUUUGAGGUUGGUAAGCUCUGGAAGCUGAAGUGAUUAAACCCUAGCUCGAUUUAGCAAGCGUUCUCUUUCAGAUUUCAUGCGGAAGUUGUUAGAAAUUGAUGAGUGUUCAAUUUUAAUUCCUUGGGAGUGAACUUUAAGAUUGUAUCUUCAACAAUGUUGCAAUGGAUGGGAGGUUCAAGGAGGAAAGUGAAUACUUCGAGGAAGUCUACACUGAACAGGCAAAAACAAUAUUUUGAACAAAGAAGGCGACAACAACAGCAUCAGCAGCAAACAAAUGGGAUAGAGAGCUAUGCAUAUAAUAUACAAACAGCUGGGAAGCAUGACAAAGAACAUCAGUCAUUGGAUAUUCUCAGUUUACUCAACUUGUCGAAAGUCUCCCAAGAACAGAAAUCUGCUUGCCCCAAUGGAAGGGAAGAUAUAGAAGUCAAUGCUUCAAGAGUGACAUAUGAUCUUUCAGAGGAUCCACUAAGAAUUGCUUCAAAGAUGGUUGCUCCUCCCACUUCUGUUAAAUUUAACAAAGCAAGAGCUGAAUCAGGCUUCCAUUCAGAGGUUGCAUCUCCAAAAAAGGCUAUCGCUACUGCUCCUGAUAAUCACAGAAAGUCUUUCAAUGAAAUGUAUUCUAAACCACAUAACUCGAGGACACCUGUUGAGCAGCUUUCAGAGUCUUGUGUGCUUGAUUUUUUCGGCAAUGAUGGAUUGGAGGAUGACCAUGUAGAAGGAAGUCCAGUCCAUGAAGCUCACGUUGCAUUUUCAGUUGAAGGUUUGGGAAAAGUGGGAAUGGAAACACCGGUCCAUUCACCAAAACAACCUGGAAGGACCUUCUCCUAUGAUUGCUCCACACCAUUGCACGGUGCAAGGAAAGUGAACUCAUUCAAGAACCUGAAGCGUCUGGAUGAUAUUGAAAUUGAAAUGGACACAGUAAUGCAAGAUAUCACUAUGCCCCUUAGUAGCAAUGAUUUAGAGUUCUCUGAGGAUUUAAUGGAUUCAAUCAGUAAUCCAAAGAAGAAAUUCUCCACUUUCAGAAAUUGCACACAAUAUGAUGGUCAUGAUAGUAAAUUUGAAACCUAUUAUGGAGGCAGAAGAAUAUUUGACGAUAUUGAAAAUGGCAACAAAGACAGAUGGGAUGGUAGGUAUAACUACCUUGAGGAAGACUCUUUUAAUGAAUGGGAACAUGAUUUAUCAUUGGGGAGGCCAAGUGAAGUGAACCGUAGAUCUGUUGAUAAUAUGAUGCAUGGAGAGUAUGGGAUGUCAGAUUUCACUUUUGAAGAACCCUUUUCCCCAACGAGGUUUUGUUCAAGCAUAACAGACAAGUUCAACAUCUUAGAGUCACCUUCAUACUCGAAGCACCAAGUAUUAGAGAAUGAUCUUGAUUUUAUAUUUUCCACCGGGGCAAGAGAGCAUACACGAAGGAAAUUUAAUUUUGGAGGUGUAGCCAGCCGACCUGAUUGGUCUUGCUUUGCAACUGAAUAUGAUAGGGAUAAUGCGAGCCUACUGAGUUCAUUACCUUCUGUGUCUUUUGGCAGUGAAGAGUCAUGCUCAUCAAGUGCAGUGAGGGUCAAUGCAACUGAUGAUUCGCUGCCAAAGUCAACCAGAAAACACAGUAAGAGAAGACAUGGCAAUUCAUGUGCCGACCCUGAACAUAAAUAUCAUGUGGACAUAACUUCUAUGGAAAGGACACAAGACAGAAGCAGGGAUUUUUUUCAACAGAAGAAUAUUGCACAUGGAUCAGGGAGAUGUACAAAUAUGUCAAAAUCAUCAAAGUUUAAACCCUCCCACCACUCAAACACUCCUUUCCGUGAAAAGUCAACCCCAAACAGCAAUUGGAGGUCUGAGGAAAGAUACAUGUCAGUUGAUAUAGAUUCGGGUUCCAGUUCUUUCCAUCAAAAUUCCUGUCCAUCAGCAGGCUCUAUGCCUUUGUCUCGAGAUCCUUUCGGUGCAUUCGAUUGCCUAGAAUUACAUGUGGAUGCCAGACCUUCAGAACACUGUGAACCUGUUGCGAGUUCACCUUCAGGCAGUUUUAUCUCUCAGAAAUUUGCAUUUCAUGACUCUCCUCCUGUAACCUCUAACAUUGGGUGUGGACCAACAAAACCAAAUCUUUAUCCAUGUUCACAUGAUCAGACCCCAUCUCCUGAUUUGUCAGCACAAGAAAGUUUUAGCAAGGCCGAGGAGGGAAAAGUGAAAUUCCAGCCCAAAGAAAAAUCUAGACAGGAGGAAGAAAAUGCUAUUCUGAACAACUUGCUCACAGAAAGUGUAGAUGCAGCAAGUGCUUUACGAUCAAAGAACAAGUACAGUGUAUGCAAGAAAGCAAAGGAUGCAGAUUCAGGACGAAAUGAGGGAAGUAUAAAAGCAACCUAUAUGCCUGACCAUACUGAGGAGGCAUCAUCGUUUUUGAAGAGUCCAGAUAAAAUUCAAAACACAGUGGAUGAAAAAGAAGAAUCCCAUCACUCUGAAAUUCCUCUUCCAUGUCGAAGUCGGAACAAAGAGAUGGAAGAUUCUGAGCCUCAGGAAAGAAAGACUUUCCUUAAACAGCAAAGUGAAUUCGUUGACUCAUCUUCUCAGGUUAUGAUGCUUCAGAGCUAUGUUCUUCAGUUUCUUUGUGUGCAGAAGGUAUUGAAGGACGCAGCUGCACAGAAUAGCAUGAAGAAAAUAUAGCAUCUUCGGCAUGUCUAAUGGAUGUAAAGAUUCUCCUUGUUAAUAUCAUAGGAUGUGUAAUCAAUAGGUGAAUUAGAAACUGCCGGCAGAUCUAGAAAUCUGCACUAAUUUGGAACUCUUGGUGCUACUGAAAAUGCUAUCUAAUAUUCGUUACAAGUGUAACACAAAGGAGCACAAAGUAAUCUUGAGUUCUUUCUACUGUAUACAAAUUAAAUAAAGAAACUGGAUCAUCUGAUGAAAAUAGGAGUUCAAACAAAAC